This is a messenger RNA of Gryllus bimaculatus (two-spotted cricket), 10322 nucleotides long. Lineage: Eukaryota; Metazoa; Arthropoda; Insecta; Orthoptera; Gryllidae. The record is from the annotation of a GenBank genome assembly.
AUGCCCGAUACCGUCGCCGUCGAUAAUGGAUUGGCCGUCGCGUUCCGAGCUUAUCUCCGAGGAGCGGUGCUUUCCGAGGAGUUAGCGGAAGGAGCGGGCUUCCUUCGCACGGACCCGAGCACCGCCUUCCUGCGGGCGGCGCGUGCCGGGCAGCUGGAGAAGGUGCUGGAGCUGCUGGACAACGGCGUCGAGAUCAACGCGGCCAAUGCGAACGGGCUGAACGCGCUGCACCUGUCGGCGAAGGACGGCCACCUGGACAUCGCGGCGGAGCUCCUGCGCCGCGGCGCCGCCGUCGACGCCUCCACCAAGAAGGGCAACACGGCGCUGCACAUCGCCUCGCUCGCGGGGCAGGAGGAGGUGGUGAAGCUGCUGGUGAAGAACGGCGCCGCUGUGAACGCGCAGUCGCAGAAUGGCUUCACGCCGCUGUACAUGGCGGCGCAGGAGAACCACGACGGCGUGGUGCGCUUCCUGCUGGGCAAGGGCGCCAACCAGAGCCUGGCCACGGAGGAUGGUUUCACACCUUUAGCAGUAGCCAUGCAGCAAGGACAUGAUAAAGUAGUUGCAGUUCUGUUAGAAAAUGAUACAAGAGGAAAGGUUCGCUUGCCUGCACUUCACAUUGCUGCAAAGAAAGAUGACUGCAAAGCAGCUGCUCUUCUUUUACAGAAUGAUCACAAUCCUGAUGUAACUUCAAAGAGUGGAUUUACACCUUUACAUAUUGCUGCACAUUAUGGAAAUGAAAAUAUUGCCAAUUUGCUAUAUGAUAAGGGUGCUGAUGUGAAUUACGCUGCCAAGCACAAUAUUACUCCACUUCAUGUAGCAUGCAAAUGGGGAAAAAUCAAUAUGGUGUGUCUCUUAAUCAGCAAGAAUGCCAACAUUGAUGCCAAGACUCGUGAUGGUCUUACACCUCUCCACUGUGCUGCACGGUCAGGUCAUGACCAAGUGGUAGACAUACUUCUAGAAAAUAAAGCACCAAUUAGAUCAAAAACAAAGAAUGGCUUGGCUCCAUUGCACAUGGCAGCCCAAGGAGAUCAUGUGGAUGCAGCUCGUAUUCUUCUCUAUCACCGUGCACCAGUAGAUGAUGUUACUGUGGACUAUCUCACAGCACUCCAUGUUGCUGCACAUUGUGGCCAUGUGCGUGUUGCUAAGUUACUUUUGGAUAGAAAAGCAGAUCCAAAUGCUCGGGCAUUAAAUGGAUUCACUCCAUUACACAUUGCCUGCAAGAAAAAUCGCAUUAAAGUGGUAGAGUUACUAUUAAAAUAUGGAGCCUCUAUUGAAGCAACCACUGAGUCAGGACUAACUCCAUUGCAUGUUGCAAGUUUUAUGGGAUGUAUGAAUAUUGUUAUUUACUUGCUGCAACAUAAUGCCAAUCCUGACAUUCCAACUGUGCGUGGAGAAACUCCAUUGCAUUUGGCUGCAAGAGCAAAUCAGACAGAUAUCAUUCGUAUUCUUCUAAGGAAUGGAGCACAAGUGGAUGCCAAAGCUCGAGAGGAACAAACACCUUUGCAUGUGGCAUCACGACUUGGGAAUUUUGACAUUGUGAUGUUGCUUCUACAACAUGGGGCGUCUGUUGAUGCUACCACCAAGGAUUUGUACACGCCUUUGCACAUUGCAGCCAAGGAGGGCCAAGAAGAGGUUGCUUCAGUCCUCCUGGAAAAUGGAGCUUCAUUAACAGCUACCACCAAAAAAGGUUUUACACCACUUCACCUUGCUGCAAAAUAUGGCAAUCUUAAAGUUGCCAAACUCUUACUGCAGAAAGAUGCUCCUGUAGAUGCCCAGGGAAAGAAUGGUGUCACGCCAUUACACGUUGCCAGCCACUACGAUCAUCAAAAUGUGGCUUUGUUGUUGCUGGACAAAGGAGCUUCUCCUCAUGCUACUGCCAAGAAUGGUCACACACCUUUGCAUAUUGCUGCUCGCAAAAAUCAAAAUGGACUAACACCUCUCCAUCUCUGUGCCCAAGAAGAUAAAGUCAACGUAGCAGCCAUCCUUGUUAAGAAUGGUGCCCAGGUGGAUUCAAAGACUAAGGCUGGCUACACCCCUCUCCAUGUAGCCUCUCAUUUUGGUCAGUUGAACAUGGUGAGAUUUCUCUUGCAACAAGGUGCUGAUGUAGACACCAGUACAAAUGUUGGCUACACUCCAUUGCAUCAAGCAGCCCAGCAGGGUCACACUCUGGUUAUCUCAUUGCUUCUGGAAAACAAAGCCAAACCAAAUGCAGUUACAAACAAUGGACAAACUGCACUGUCUAUUGCUCAGAAACUUGGGUACAUCAGUGUGGUGGAGACUCUGAAGGUGGUUACUGAUGUAACUACAAUUACAACCACCCACACCACCACCAUUGAAGAGAAAUAUCGGGUGGUUGCUCCUGAGGCAAUGCAGGAAACUUUCAUGUCUGACUCUGAGGAUGAAGGAGGUGGAGACGAAGUGUUGGACAGUGCGAUGAAUGUUUAUGGGAAACCCACCCAUGCCCAACACGUCUACCUGCCUUACUACCAAGGUCAUAUGCAGUACACGCGUGAAGAUCCCAUGAUGAGUGAUCAACAGCAGUAUCGCUACAUGACAGUUGAUGACAUGAAAUCACUUGGUGAUGAUUCUCUUCAGAUUGAUGUCACCAGGGAUGAAAGAGGAGAAUCAAAUAGGCUCUCUUUAGCUCCAUCUGUUGCAGUUAGUGACAUUAUUAUUAAUCCACAACAUAUUAAGGACAAUUAUCAACAGAAUAUGAAUGUUGCCACAUAUGCUCCUGAUAAUGUGGAUAUUAAUCGCCAACCUGUUCAUGUUGGUUUUUUGGUCAGUUUCUUGGUGGAUGCACGUGGUGGUGCAAUGAGAGGAUGUCGCCAUUCAGGUGUAAGAGUGAUUGUUCCACCACGCAAAGCUGCAAUGCCUAUGCGCAUAACUUGCCGAUACUUGCGGCGUGAUAAACUUACCAAUCCACCCCCACUUAUGGAAGGAGAGGCCUUGGCAAGCAGAAUCCUUGAGCUGGGACCAGUUGGUGCAAAGUUUCUGGGUCCUGUUAUCAUUGAGGUGCCUCACUUUGCCUCUCUCCGAGGGAAAGAACGUGAAAUAGUAAUUCUGAGGUCAGAUAAUGGGGAGACAUGGAGAGAGCACACGUUGGAGGCUAGUGAAGAAGCAGUACAGGAUGUACUAAAUGAGAGUUUUGAAGGUGAAGAGAUGAGCCAACUUGAAGAUUUACACACAAAUCGCAUCACUCGCAUCUUGACAGCUGAUUUUCCACAUUACUUUGCGGUGGUGUCUCGAGUGCGGCAAGAGGUUCAUGCAAUCGGGCCUGAAGGAGGCAUGGUGUCUUCAAGUGUCGUGCCUCAAGUGCAGGCUGUUUUUCCAGCUGCUGCUCUCACUAAGAAAAUACGAGUUGGCAUUCAAGCUCAACCGAUUCCUGCUGAGUUAGCUGCAAAGUUGCUUGGGAAUCGGGUUGCUGUAUCUCCUAUUGUCACAGUGGAGCCUCGGCGACGCAAGUUCCAUAAGCCAAUUACUUUAACAAUACCUGUGCCACAAGCUGCCAAUAAAGGCAUGAUAAAUCAGUAUUCUGGAGAUGCUCCAACACUCAGACUCUUGUGUAGUAUCACAGGUGGAGCUACUAGAGCACAAUGGGAAGAUGUAACUGGCUCCACACCUCUCACUUUUGUGAAGGACUGUGUUACUUUCACUACGACAGUAUCAGCACGAUUUUGGCUUAUGGACUGUCGAAAUAUAGCUGAUGCCACAAAAAUGGCCACUGAGCUAUACCGAGAAGCUACACAUGUUCCUUUCAUGGCUAAGUUUGUUGUAUUUGCAAAACGUGUGGAUCUUCUGGAAGCACGUUUACGUGUGUUUUGUAUGACAGAUGACAAAGAAGACAAGACAUUAGAACACCAAGAGCACUUUGUUGAGGUUGCAAAGAGCAAAGAUGUUGAGGUAUUGGAAGGAAAAACACAAUACAUUGAAUUUGCUGGUAAUCUAGUACCUGUAAUGAAAUCUGGAGAGCAACUUCAGCUGGGCUUUCGUGCCUUCAAAGAAAACCGCCUCCCGUUCACAGUCCGGGUAAAGGAUCAAGAUGAAGAUACUGUUGGAAGGAUUCUCUUUAUGAAAGAACCUAAGGUGGCAAAGGGAGAACCUGCCCAAACACCCAUUUGCACCCUGAACAUUGUUCUGCCAGAUAACAUCAUACCUGAUGCAGGUCCAUCAGAGCCUGAUCUUCUGGAACUCGAACGCAACUACAGUUUCCUGCGAGAUGGAAUUAGUCACCCUGAUGCUAUCCACCGUGCUGAUAUUCGACUAUCAGACAUCAGCAACCUCUUGGGUGCUGACUGGGUGCCACUGGCCGAAGAAUUGACUGUGUCCCCCUCUGACAUCAACCUGAUCCAGAGCGGAUAUCCUGACAAUGUUCAACAACAAGCUAUGGUGAUGCUGCGACUGUGGUUGCAGACCGCAGGCAACAGAGCCACAGGAAAUAAACUGGAGAAGUCCUUGCGCAAAAUUGGUCGAGAAGACAUUGUCAACCAAUGCAUAUUCAACAUUGAAUUGGUGACAGAUGAUAUGGAACGAGCUGUUGCCAAAGUACAGUUGGAUCAAUCUGGAUUUGAUAAUCUGAGAGAAGAACUGGGACCAUCUCGAGAUGCCACUUUACGUCGCAACACUAGUGUAGAAGGACAUUUCGAUGAAAGUGACUUGAUGAAGGAAUCAGAAUCUGUAGAAGACCUUAUUAACAAUGAGGAAGAAAACAUCAAGAAAGAAUCAAUUAAUGGAGUGAGUGAAGAAGCUGGAGAUGAGCAACAAAAGUAUGCUGGAGAAGAAAAAGAACUUGGAGCUCCAAUGGAGGGUAAAACCAAUUCUGUAAAGGAAAAUGAGAAAGAAGAGAAUGAAGGUGAGCCUCCUAUACAGAAUGAGCAUGCACAUGAACAAAUCAAAUCCCAAGAAACCAUCGAAAACAACCAUAAAGCAUCUGUGCAAAUUGAUAAUCUUCAUGGCAGUGAUAUAUCUCGGCAAGUUGCUGACAUUCCAAAUAAGCAAGAAAUUCCAUCUCCACAAUUUUCUCAGACACCUCCACCAAGUCCAGCAGAGUUCCACGAUCACUUAGGAGUGGACUAUCCAGGAGAAGCUUCUCGCCUUGCUGAGUCUGAAACAUGGAGAUCAGAAGAAUUAAACAUACCUUUUCCACAGAAACUUCAUUCUGCUAACGAAGGUCUCUCAGAGGGCAGUCUGCAGCAAUUUGGGUUGCAUGUUUCUGGUUGCACUGCACCUUUACGUAGUGUUGUAGUUAGCUCGCAUGUUGACCACCUUCCCACAGGGGGUCUGCAUGAGAAGGGGAGAGCUGCGUCCACACCAAUCGUUAAGACCAUUCGCAAGCACUCAAGACCAGCACGAGACACUGUUCAAUCUGCCCCGAUGCAAGAUGUGGAGUGGGAUUUUGGAUCUGAUGAUGAAACGCAAAAUCAAGGCAACGUCUUUGUGAAGACUGUCCGAACUAUCUAUGGGGAUCCUAAUGUUUCAGAAAGCAAUUCAAGUGUACCCACUAGUAAUGUAACAGUAGAAACCAUUGCUGUUAAACACAUACCCACAUCAGCAGAGAACUUGAUUACAGUUGGAGCUACAAAUGAUGACACAGUACUCAUCAACAGUGUAUCUGAUAUAUCUGAUGUGGAUAUAUCUGAAAUUAAGUCGGAGACACCUGUCCCAGCUGUUCGCCAGAGCAUACCAUCUAAAACUGGUGAUAAGCUUUUAGACACUCUGAGUAGUGCUGAUUUGUGCUCUGCUGCCAAGGACCUUUCAGAUGCAUUCCUUCAAGAAGAACGACUCAAUUCAGAUGCAUCCUCUCCUGUGCUAGACGGAUGUCGUGUGGUUGAAUAUUCAUCUACAAUUAUUAGGGGAAACGGAGAUGUAGCUGGAAGUGAGUCCAGUAGUAGAGUGUGGCAGUCCUCAGGGACAGUGAAUAGUGAUUCUGACAGUGAGAGCCAUGGUUCACCUCUGCCAGACCGCAGACUGAUGCCUCGCCGCAAGACUUUGGGCAGCUCCAGUGGAUCUGAUGUCGCUCUGCAUGAAGGCAACGAGCUCUCGGAUGAUGACCAGCCUCCAGUUGUGAACCCAGUUUUAUUGCCUACUACAGCUGCUGUGCAUCACACCAGCUCGUGGCUUGGCAUGUGCCGACGCUGGUUCAUUCCAGCUUGCUUCCUGUUGGCUCUAUUAGCUGCUGUUGCGCUGCAUGGUUCUUCCCCAUACACUCUUGUGAUGCACCGCUACCUCCCCCAUGUCGUUGCUGCCCAUGGAUCUGAUUACUUCCAAGGGCAAGAACAGCCCAUGUUUGAAACCGUUACAACUACUGAAUAUGAUCCUGAAACACAAAGGAAAAUUGUGACUACUACACACACUCUCACAUCAGGUUCUGAGGAAAUGGCUGAUGGACUGAGGCAAUCUAUGCAAGAAAUCGUAGAUAAGUUUAUGACUGAUGAAAGACAACAACCAUAGUUUCCCAAAUUUGAUUUCCCCAUCACAGGACUUGUUUUCACUCAUUGAGUUAGCUAUUAGCUUUUCAAAUUUACCACAAUAAUUACAAAAAGGUGCUCAGGACCUGGUAUCUUUACUGUAAUAUUCUGUGUUGGGGUUUGUGCUAUUAAGUGUUCUAGCGCUAAAGUCAGAAAAUGCCUUUCCUCUGCUGCUUAUUAGUCUUUUGUGGCAGCUGUUUCUACAGGUAGUGAAAAGCAUGUAAUAUAUUGAUUGAAGAAUGAUUUGAGAGUUUAUAAUUAUGAACUCUAUUUAAAUUGAUGUUUCAAGUCUUCAGAAAGAGUGAAAUAACUUCAAAUCUUUAUCUUUUUCAUUUAUCUGAAGAGAAAUAUACAUUAUGUAAAUAUGCUAUCUCUGAAUACAUGAAGUUCUCUAUUUUGUAAAGAAAAUAUAAGCACAUACAAAUGUAUAUUUUUUCUGUAGAAAAUUAGUUUUCACUCAAUUAUUUAAAUAUAUCUAGAAGCAAAUCAUUAAUUCCAGAAUUGCACUAACAGUGGUCAUAUUUACUUACAAUGAAAUAUUUCAUUUGUGGACAUGUUAAUGUAAGCUUAAAUAAAAUAUAUAUGAUUACAUAAUAUGAACAUAUGUUUGUCCUUAUGUUGAGGUAAAUAUAUCAAUAAUUUCAGUUAAUGGAAAGCAGGUGCUGAAAAUACUGUUGCUUCUUCCAUUGCUCUGCUCCUUCAUGACUUUUCAAGAUGGUUCACGAGUUGAGUUCUCUUAAGUAGGCAAACUGUUAAUAAGAUUUUAUGACACAUCUAGGUAUCACUAGUGCAAACUCUAAUCUUUUUAUAUAAUCAGAAUGAUAUUUUGUUUUCAUUGUGCAUUGUCUAUCACAAUCAGUAUUUAAAUAGAGAAACUUAAAUUUGCUGUGUAGGGGCCUUAUUCAAAAUCUCUGUGGAAAAAUAUUUGUUUUAUUUGUUAGAUUAUAAUGUAAAUGCCAUCAAAAGAAUGUUUAGUUUAAAAAGACGUUUUAAAUGAAGUUUUGCUAUGUAACUGGUCUAAAUUUUCAUUGACUUUUAAAUGAAUAUGGACUUAUAUUAAAAUAAUUGCUGUCUCAAAAUGUUUGUAUGCUAAAUAAUAUGUCGCAUCCUACAUGUAGACAUUCCUGUCUAUAACUAUAUAGACUAUUGUUCACUAAAACCAAUGAGUGAAAACACAGUCAUACACAAUGAACAAUUGUAUUUUUUUCAUGUUUGAUAGGAAAAGCAAAGCUAAAUUAUUUAUCUAGGAUGAAUUCACAAUAUAAUUAAUUUGAACUUAGUGUGCUAGCCUGUUCGUGUAUGUUCCAAUCAGAACAAUUUUUCAGCAGUGUAUGACUGUUUUCCAGGGUUUGUGUACUGCCACUAAUAAUAUUCCAUUUUCAGGGGCCACUUUCUAUGUUUAUCUUGUUAGUGUUAUUGUUUGUGAUAGCCUUAUUAGUGCCUGCACAAAUCUUUGUAGCUUCUUUUAUUUUAAAAAUUAUUUCUCAUAAGUAAAGAAAUCCACCAAUAUUCAUAUACUAAGAAUUUUAAUGUUAACAGUUAUAAAACUUUGCUGUAAGUAAAAUUCCUCAGAUAAAAAUAUUCAUUCUGGUUGCUGUACAGUAGGACAAAUUCAAGGGGAGUGUCAAGAGUCAGAAGGCCGGAGCCCAUUUAUGGGCUGUCGCGCCAAGUACAUACAUAGUGUCAAGAGUAAGAGGAAAUUAUAUAGAGGAUCAAAGUUAAUGUAUGACAUUUUAUGCUAGAACUAGGUAAUGUUCUUGCCUCUGGAUUAAUGCCUAAAGAUAUUAGCACGUCCGACCUAAAACUACAUUAUUCAAUUGCCAAAUAUCAUAAUACUUUGUUUGUGCAUUAAAAAGAAUAAUAUAAUGAAUGUUCACAUCUUAAAUAUUGUACAAAUAUUUGUAUAUUGUAUUUUCAGACUAAACAUAAAACAUUAACUUUGAAUCUUCAUUAAAAGUACUGUAUUACUACAUUUUUCUUUUAAUACAAAGAACAACUCUGUAAUGGAAGCUACAAUUUUAAUUUUUUAAGUGCCACAUUGUUGUCUACCAUAGUUGCAUCAUCACAAUUUAAUUUAAUAAUUUUAAAAAUAUCUCGUGUUUGUAUUAGUUUGGAAGAAUUUUGGGUUGAAUUACAUAUCAAGAACAUGGUAAUUUAGUUUAGAAGUAAGUGUUCUGCAUUUCUUUUAAAGCUCGUGUAUUUUUUAUUUAUUACUUAAGCUUCUAUUUUUCAGUCACUUUGAAGUUCCAUUAUUUUGUUUUGAAAUAUUUCUUUUGUGCAAUUUCAAGUGAUGAGCUUGGAACAAAUCAUUAAUAGUAUGUGAUGUGGUGCAAGGAAACACAAUAUGUCUGCAUUUCUGUUUGUAAAUUGCAAUAAAACACACUGUGUUAUUGAUUACUCUAAUAUUUUUUAUAAAAUAAAAGUUCCUUGAAGAUCGUCAGUCUUUUAUGUUAUUGCUUGUCAUACAACUGCUUUUUAGAAUACAACUUAUGUGUUUAAUGAUAAAAAUUAAUGUAUAAUGAUAUACUUUACAUAUACAUUAGUUACACAAUGUACAUUAGGAUUUACGAUAUAUUAUAUUUUACACAAACAUGUUUCUAAUUCUUUUUCUGAAAAAGAAAACAACAGACCCCAUAAUUUGUAUACUGUAAUAUCUUUAUUCAUGGAUAUUGCAUAAAAUCAAAUAUUCUGAGUGUCAACUGGGUGAUAGUUAUGGUAUUUUCCUUUAUCUCUCAAUUACAGCUUCGAUAGAUUAAAAUACUUCGAUAAUAAUACAUUCAUGAUUUGAGUGAUUGUUCUUUUUUGAAAUACUCUCUGUUGGUAGUUGUAUUAUAACAAAGGUUGAAGGAAAUAUGAGCCAUUAGUGCAAACUUGCAUGUAGGAUGAAGUUGGUGGUUAUAAGGGUUAAUUUGGUUUGGGGUAGGGUUUGUGCUGGUGUGAUAGUGUGUAGGAAGUAUUGCAAGUUGGCAGCACUAUUGAGUUUCAACAUAAGAUCAAAUAAAGUGGGUAACUAGUUCUAUGGCAUCAUUUUUUGCUUCUAGGAGUGCGGAUCAGUUGCUCUGUUUCUCAGUACACAGCUGUGUUGGUAGAGAAGCACUUUCAGAAAUUUUAAUGUCAAUUGUCUUUGUGCUAUGAGAAAUGCAGAUGAAUAAGUGUUGAACUCCAUUGCCAACCUGGAAUGCAUUGUAGCCGUUUUUGAACAAGUCAUUAGUUUUACAUUCUGCCCUUUUAACCUCACCCUUCUCUAUAUUUUGAACACCUGUGCUCCUGCAUUUUGCUCUGCCUGUGGAAAGGUGCUCUUUGCUUCUUUUGCAGAAUUCUAAUGACCCCUGAACAACUUAUUAGCUGUGGACCAGAGGCGUAAUGUUUGGGCCCACCAUGCGGGCAGGCCCAGGUAAAAGAGGGUCUAUGUUUACACUGAAGGUUUUGUGGUUGUAAGAAAUAUUAAUUUCUUAAUACUUUCUAUAACACUUUGCAAUAUUUGGUACAAUAAAAGAUUAAGAAUUUGCUAGAGGAACACUUUCUUCCCUGGUACCUUGUGUAACCCUGUUUCUAAAUCAAAAUAAUCUGUUUGUAACAAAGGGGGCCCGGACAAACUUUUUAUGGGCUGUUCUGCACUCAUUUCAUUACACUACUGCUGUGGACAGAGGGACAGAGGUAGUUGGCUACUACUUUUAUGAAUAGUGCUAAGUGAACUGUACAAGAUGACAUAAAUGCUAUUUUGCUUUAUUUGUUUUCUUUUCAAAAGGUAUGCAAAUGUUACUUUUUUAAUAUCUCUCUCACAUCAUUAGUAAUUACAUUACUGGUGAUUGUAUUCAUUAUUGAAUUUGGAAAUAAAAGUGCUUCAAUUGAUGC